UGACGCAAAUGUGAUCGAGGUGAUCGCAUGAAACAUACGAAGAGAAAGCUAUAAAUUAUUUAAUUGAUAUUACUUAUCGCUUUUGGAAUAAUUGUCGACGUCGUAGCGAGUACACGUGCCGAUGUCAUUAUCAUUUGUUUAUUGUUCAGUGACACCAAGACUCUGAUAUAUUAACAACAAUAUUAUUGAUUGUUUUGUGUGAAAAAUUACGUUUCCUGCAACGAUAAGAAUGCAUUUACAGACUUUGCUAAUUGUUUUUAUAUUAUCUUUUGCGUGUGGACAAGACAGGCGGAUUAUACCAAAAUUGAAUCCUGGUUGUGACAACUGUGGUACAUCAACAACCCUCCUUUAUAUCAGGGCAGAUGGCAGUCAGGACACUGUUCAUCAGCUGUGGGACUUUACCCGAGGAAUGCCCACCAUUAUCUAUGUUAUUUCAAAACUCAACACGUCAUUGACUAUAAACUGGAGAUUCAAUGAGCCACUGGAAUUUAAACUGUCAGAGAAACCGCUGUAUAGCUUUGCUGUUACACUUGAUAAGCUAACAGAAUACAAUGACAUCGAAAACAAUGGAUACAUUGACAACAGGUGCCCUCAGAGGGCGCUGUCACUACGCGACUUGGAGUGGACACGUGGCAGCACUGUGCUGGACAACAAGGAGGCCAUGUUACAUAUGCGCGGGAAAUUCGGGGAACAUAACCAACAUGGCGUCAUUGAUAUGAAACUCGACCUCCUUCCAUUCAAAGACUAUGCAGUAGACUUACCACAUCUGAUCCAUACUGCAAACUCGACACUGGUAGACGUGAGCCUAGUAAACCUGACGUCAUCAGCCGACUACAACGCAUCGCGGUUCGCAUUGCACUUCACGGUCGUCAGCACCGACCCUCGGAACGAGAAUAUGAGUUACAGCAUGAGGAAGAGCCUGGAUGAUGAGCAUACACCUGGCGUUUUUGAGAUAUUUGAGAUUAGGACUCCCAAGUCUAGUCGGUCGGAUGACGGCGGCUUCAUACAGUUCCGGCCAGUCAGCUACACGGAGCAGGAACGCAGCGUGUCGUCCUCAACCAACGCUUAUAUAUCUAACUUUACUUGGACAACAAUACCGAAGACGAGUACAUUGCGCGUUUUCUACGAGCAGUUCGAUAAAGACAACCUGUUAGUGCAGGAUAUGUUCAUCUCAUUCGGACUGCCCGGCGACGGCUUCUACAGACAACAUAACUUCACUUCUUGGUCAUUUACGAUAGGUUACGGGAUCCCACCAGUAGAAAGCUUCUCCCUAUUCGUGAUCAUCAUCAUAUCGAUCGGAUUAGGAGUGCCUAUCCUCCUGGCACUCUCAGGUAUCACGUUCGUCAUAGUACGGCGCUGCAAGCAGAGAAACCCCCCUGCAAGGUUCACUGACGAUGAGUAAGGUACAUUGAGAGACCUGUCAAAUUGGUAUGAUUAUAUAGUUGGCUACAUAUCAUCCAUGUUUUGUGUGUUGUAUGAUAAAAAUCAGCCUUAGUUUCAAAUUUAUGAUAGCUGCGGAUUAUGUGGGUACAUGGAAAAUAGCGAAAAUCGUCCAAAUUUCUCUGAACGAUGACUAAAAGAAUUGUAUUUGAUGACAUGUGAAAACAGCAUUAAUCACAAGCUACGCUUAACUUCGAAUGACUGCACCAAAUUCGAUAUUCCUUUUUUUGUAC
This is a messenger RNA of Spodoptera exigua (beet armyworm), 1673 nucleotides long. The record is from the annotation of a GenBank genome assembly. NCBI's taxonomy places the organism in Eukaryota, Metazoa, Arthropoda, Insecta, Lepidoptera, Noctuidae.